Canariomyces notabilis is the source of this 1155-nucleotide messenger RNA. RefSeq names its product UDP-glucose 4-epimerase. The coding region runs from base 1 to 1155 and encodes 384 amino acids. The record is from RefSeq and is a predicted model, not a curated record. The transcript has 4 exons. NCBI's taxonomy places the organism in Eukaryota, Fungi, Ascomycota, Sordariomycetes, Sordariales, Chaetomiaceae. Gene Ontology annotation, molecular function: UDP-glucose 4-epimerase activity. Gene Ontology annotation, cellular component: cytosol. Gene Ontology annotation, biological process: beta-D-galactose catabolic process via UDP-galactose, Leloir pathway.
AUGGCUGUGGGAACGGUUCUUGUCACCGGUGGCACCGGCUACAUCGGGUCUUUCACCACGCUCGCUCUGCUCGAAAAUGGCUACGAUGUCAUCGUCGUUGACAACCUGUACAACUCGUCCAAAGUCGCCCUCGACCGCAUCGAACUCAUUUGUGGCAAGCGGCCCGCCUUCUAUCAAGUCGACAUAACGGACGAGGCUGGUCUUGAUGAGGUCUUCGCGAAGCAUCCCGAAAUCGACAGCGUCAUUCACUUUGCAGCUCUCAAGGCAAUGCCGUGCACUAAUCUCGCAAUCAACCAUGCGCAGGCCGUUGGAGAGUCGGGCGAGAUUCCGCUCGAGUACUAUCGCGUCAAUGUCGGCGGCAGCAUCUCACUGCUGCGCUCCAUGGAGAAGCACAACGUCACGAAUAUUGUGUUCUCAUCCUCGGCUACCGUCUACGGUGACGCUACCCGCGUUCCCAACAUGAUCCCGAUCCCCGAGCACUGCCCGAUCGGCCCGACAAACACAUACGGCCGAACGAAGGUCAUGAUCGAGACAGUCAUCACGGACCAAAUCGAGGCGCAACGGCGCAAGAAUCAGAAGGCUGGAAAGCCAUACGAACAAUGGAACGGUGCCCUCCUUCGGUACUUCAACCCCUGUGGUGCCCACCCUAGCGGCAUCAUGGGCGAAGACCCACAAGGCGUGCCCUACAACCUGCUGCCCCUGCUUGGCAAGGUGGCCACAGGGGAGCGCGAGAAGCUGCUGGUUUUCGGUGACGACUAUGCCUCGAAGGACGGCACCGCCAUCCGGGACUACAUUCACGUCCUCGACCUUGCAAGCGGUCACUUGGCCGCGCUCAACUACCUCCGAGAGCACAAGCCCGGCGUGCGCGCCUGGAAUUUGGGAUCCGGCCGCGGCAGCACAGUCCUUGAGAUGAUCAAGGCCUUCAGCAACGUCGUCGGGCGGGACCUCCCCUACGAGGUUGUCGAGCGGAGGCAGGGAGAUGUGCUAGACCUGACAGCCCACCCAGCCCUUGCGAACAAGGAGCUCAAGUGGAAGACGCAGCUCACGCUCGAGGAUGCCUGCGCAGACCUCUGGCGCUGGGUGAAGAAUAACCCGAAGGGGUACCGCCAAGAUCCACCGGCCGAGCUCCUCGAGGCUCUGAAGGCUAAGAACUGA